Messenger RNA from Lycium ferocissimum, 714 nucleotides. Its product is annotated as 1-aminocyclopropane-1-carboxylate oxidase homolog 12-like. The transcript is spliced from 3 exons. Gene Ontology annotation, molecular function: dioxygenase activity. Bases 1 to 714 code for a protein of 237 amino acids. The record is from RefSeq and is a predicted model, not a curated record. Lineage: Eukaryota; Viridiplantae; Streptophyta; Magnoliopsida; Solanales; Solanaceae.
AUGGAGAAGUGCAAAGAAUUCUUUGAUCUCCCAUAUGAGGAUAAACUCAAAUUUCACACUGGAUCAGAUGCUUCACUUCCUCUUCCUCAUGGAUACCGCAAGCACAAAGCUGAUAAGAAUGAAUAUUUCUUUAUGUGUCCAGCUGGAACCACUGCCAAUACAUUCCAACUCUUGGAGGGCAUUCUAAACGAUUGCCUAGGUCUCCCACCCAACUUCCUCAAAGAUUACAACAACGACAGAUGGAUGGAUCUUUUGUUGAGCUAUCGUUAUUUCCCAGCAACUAAAAUUGAAGAUAACGGUGCUACCUCCCACCAGGACCCCACUGUUUUGGCUCUCAUAUUUCAGGAUGAUACUGGGGUCCUCAAAGGACUCAAGGAUGGGGGAUGGAUACCUAUGGCUCCAAUUGAGGGUGCCUUGGUCUUUCACAUAUGCGACGUUCUUCAGGUGCUAACGAACGACAAAUUUGUCAGCCCCUUCCACCAAGUGGUGAGGCCCAAGGGAAAGAGCCGUUAUGUUUUAGUAUUUUUCUACAAUUUGAAUGGAGAAAAAUGGGUAGAACCAUUGCCACAAUUUACUAAAGAACUCGGGGAGCUUCCAAAGUACAGGAGAUUCCAAUAUAAAGACUACUUUGGUAUGAGAGUAAAAAAGAAGUUAAACCCUCCAGCCAAGCACGAAGACAAAACAACAUUGAUCACCUUUGCCUCUGCAACCUAG